Molecule: messenger RNA, 3742 nt
Organism: Haliotis rubra (blacklip abalone)
Lineage: Eukaryota; Metazoa; Mollusca; Gastropoda; Lepetellida; Haliotidae
Product: targeting protein for Xklp2 homolog
Exons: 15
Coding region: 96-2525 (809 amino acids)
Biological process (GO): mitotic spindle assembly; regulation of mitotic spindle organization; activation of protein kinase activity
Cellular component (GO): mitotic spindle; nuclear microtubule
Molecular function (GO): protein kinase activator activity; microtubule binding
Source: RefSeq, a predicted model, not a curated record
UGGUCGUUUGGCGAAAUGCGGUAGAUUGAAAUUUCACUUACCGCUCGUUCUAGUAGAAGUCUGUUUUGAAAAAGCGUUUCGUUUCUUUUGGCGAAAUGGCAGAAACGGAAUUAGGUCCUAUGGAUGUAGAAUGGGAUUAUAACUGCCCACAAUACGUCGAUUUCAGCGAGCCGUUACCUCUGGAUGAUAGCGCAGACAAAUGGUUUGAUGCAGACCAUGAAGAUUUUGAAGAUAGCUCCAUUCGUAUCAGUUCAGAGUACAAAAAUGAAGUUCAGAAACCCCUGGAAGGAAAUGUGAAAACUCCCAAAGUACAAACCCCUACUCCUCAAGCACAGGUGGCACCAAUGAAAUCAGAGGGAAGCGCAGGAACAGUUACUCGUCAACAAGCAAAGAUGACCCCACCAUCAUCAAAUAUCAUCACCUCCCUGGAUGAAUGGAGGGCCAAGAAGCCACAAACUGUAACACAAUCGAAAGCCGAGAAAAGAGCAAACAGCUCUUCUGGUGGUGAUGUUUCCAAUCUGAAAUCAACUGACGUGUCCCCAGUUACAUCAACCAGUGACAGCCAAAGGCCUGCUCUGAAAAGACAACGGAUCUCUGGUAGCAACAUUCGAAGGAGUGGUUCCCAAAGCAAAUUAGAAGGGUCAAAUAAUUAUCGAAGAAGUGGGUCCCAAGACAAAAUGGAAGUUUCAAGCAAGAGAUCUUUAAAGAGGAGCAACUCUUCAGCCAGUUCAUCCAAACCUGAGAGAAUAGCUCGUCCCCAUACUCGAGGCUAUUCAGCUGGUCGUCCAGUUCCCCAGAAUAUAGAGGACGCUGAGGCUCCAUGUGCUAAGAUGCCCAGAAUGCCAACCCUUCCCACAACACCAACCUUUAUGAGGAGGAAACAACUGGCUGCUGGGUCUCCUCGGGUUAAAACUACAGAGGAGCAGGAGUUGGAACAGAUCGCACAGAUGAGGAAGGAGCUGGCCAAGAAGAGAAAGAUGGCUAAGGACUCCCUGCUGAAGAGUAAGAAUGCUCCUGGUUAUGCCCCUGUGUGUAACUCCCGGGAACCCACUAUAGUACAGGACUUCAAGUUCAGCACAGACAGUCGACUCAAGUCACAGCACCAGGACGUCCAAGAUGAGAGUACAGUUGACUUUGUGAGGUGUCUCCGUUCUAAUACAGCCUCCUCUUCACAGCAGGGCCCAAGAAGUUUAACCAGACCACAGCCCUUCAAGCUGACAACCAGCCACAAACCAGCACCACAGACAGAGAAGUUCCAGUCCAUGGCGCAGUCUGUUGCAGCUUUCCACAGAUCUACACCCGACAGGUUCAGAAGAAAACCUCGAGCCACCAGCUCUGAUAGAAAGUUACUCAAGGCACGAUCACCUCACGCCCUUCGCCUCACCCAACCAGAGACGCCCAAACUAGAGACACGUCAUCGUUACCGGGCACCGACUGUGCCAAGUCAGAAGGAUAUUGAGGACCAGGAGUAUCAGGAGAUUAUGAAAUAUCAGUUCAAGGCUAACCCAGUGAACACAAGGAUCAUGAGUCAGGCCACAGGUCUCUACAAACCAGAGCCAAAGCCAGCGACCAAACCAGAGGAGUUCAACCUUCACCUGGACAGGCGCUUCCAGGAACGGCCAAAUAAAGCUGCAGAUGAAGAUGAAUUUGUUUUCCAUGCUCAGCCUGUGCCGAGGAAGAUUCUGGAGGGAACAGUGGGUGUAAAGCCAGCCAAGGAGAUACCUACCACAGUGCCUCAGUCUCCAGCGUUUGCUCUCAAGCAUCGUGUCCGGCUUCCUGUGGAAAUACCACAAGAAAAGGAAACAGAAAAGCCUUUGCCCAAGGCUCAUGCUGUGCCUCACCCAGGCAUCCCGUUCCAGCCCAAACUGUCCCACAGGACAACUACCCCAGAGCCAUUCAGCUUUGAGAGUCGCUACCCUGACCCCAUUGCUGUGAAGGAGGCCAAACUGCGGCAGAAACUUGAGGAGGAACAGCGGGCACGGGAGUUCCGGGCCAACCCUUUGCCACGUCUGGAGCCUGUUCUGCCCGAGAGACACACCAAGCUCUGUACAAAGAUGGAACCAUUCAACCUCCAGAGUGAGAUCAGAGGUGCCAAGAAGUCAGAAGAGUGGAACCACAAGGUUUUGGAAGAGGAGCAGUUGAAACAGAAGCAGGCGGCGAUGUUCAAGGCCAGACCUGCCGACGUUGUCCACCAGGAACCCUUCAUGCCGCAGAGAUCUUCACGAGCACUGACAGAUGUGAGUGAGUUGACUCUGAACACCGAGAGACGAGCUGUUGAUCGGGAUGAGUAUGAAUUGAGAAAGAAGGCACGAGAGGCUCAGCUGGCAGAACUGAACCAUGAACGGGAAGCACAGAAGAUGGAGGAAGAGAAGGCUGCUAUUGCUAAACUGCGGGCAGAGAUGGUUCACAAGUCCAACCCAAUCAGAAAAUUCAAACAGGUCGUUGUCCAGGGCAGCGAGAAACCACCAACAUGUCCAGAGUCCCCUAGAUUCUCAGACAGACUACGAGGCAAAGUCCGAGUAUAAGCAACAGUUGGCACUGAUAUCUCUUCAUUCAUUUAUUCAUACACGUGUGAAUACAGCUCAUCCAGUUGAUUGUUGCAGACAGCCAAUUUGGCUCCAUCUCAUCAAUAGCAGUCAAACAGAAUCUUGGAUAGUAAAACACUGUACAUAUUUCUGACUUCAGUAUUGUACAGAUUCAACUACAGUUACAUCAACAGCAUUUAGACUAUGCCCUGUCUCUAGAACUGCAUAUUAUUAGAUUUGAUUUUUGUAAGUCAUAGCUUUAUUCCUUCACUUGGAAUCAAAGAACACUUGGAAUCAACAGGUCUCAUUUGCAGAAUCAUGAUCAAAUGUUGAAUAUCGUAACAUCAUCUUCAGUGGAACAAAUUUAAGCUCAUUUUAUUAAAAAACAUUGCUUCUGUGUAAGCAUUUUUAUUUAUGUUUAUAUUAGAUUUUAUUUAUCGUUAAAACAGCAAUUUGUAAGCAUUGCAAUAGGCUUACCAGGGGAUUAGGAUUUCCUUCAGGAAUAUCCAGAUGUAUUAUAAGGCAAUAUUAUUUUAUUGCAUUACAAGACAAUCCGAUAUUUCCAAUAUUGAAAAGAUUUCUUUCUUCUGCCAAGGUUGAUAAGACCUUGUAAUAAUAACCUUGAAGAGAAGGCAAAUCAUUUUCAUCAGCUGUGAGUUUUUGAGUGGCAAAGCUCCUUAAACAUAAUAUAUUUAAUUACAUCAUAUGGCAUCUAGCAAAAUUGUGUUAAUGUAACUUCCAGGCCAAUGCCCUCAAAAUGUGUGAUUGUUUGACUGCAACUCCAACAUGCAAGGUGUAGUGCUGCUCCGUGACAAUGCUGUAUCCAAGGUGAUACAGGUAGAACUACUGCAAGUCUAAGCAAACUUUGAGGGAAAUAUUGUAGUCUGUUUUCAGAUGAUUACUUAGAUUUCACAAUGUGUGAUGGUAUGAUAUGGUGACAGGCCAAUAAUCAUUAUGUUUAUUUCCUUGGAUGAAAAAAGCACAAGUAUGCACAUGUCCUAUGUACUUUGUUGCUGGUGUCUUUGACACCCUUGAAGCACCUGAUGCUGCAUUUAGUUGUACAUAUGAGUGGAGAGCUUGCUAAAUGUUGGUCUCUGUGCUCAGACUUCUCUGCCUGUUAUGCCUCGUGUCUUUUCUACCUUCUGUAUCUCUCCAUGAGUCAUUUCCCCUUUGUAAUUAUGUAAUCUAAUGCUAUGUGAAUAAAUUAAGAAACCCAA